Drosophila santomea is the source of this 1702-nucleotide messenger RNA. RefSeq lists its product as uncharacterized. Lineage: Eukaryota; Metazoa; Arthropoda; Insecta; Diptera; Drosophilidae. The transcript has 3 exons. The record is from RefSeq and is a predicted model, not a curated record. The coding region runs from base 84 to 656 and encodes 190 amino acids.
GCAGGCUUUUCAUUUAACUGCAAGCAACUAAAAGUAAGUUCACACUGGUUCUGAUUCACUCGUUGUUUUUCUUGGACUUUGCAAUGUCUAUUGUGCGGCAAUCGGAUUUGAUGGAUGAUGAAAAGGAAGAGAAUAAGUCGUUCAGGAGUGUAUUUUCUGCUCGCUAUACCACCACCAUGGGGAUUGCAUUUGGGAGACAAACCACCAAAUUUAAUAUCCCAAUUCACGAUACUCGAGCCAUGUUGGACAGGAAUGUAAAACGUCACGAAGACGACGCGCGGUUUGUUGGAGAGUUUGAUGACAACGAGAACGCUAAGUUUUUCAAGUAUACGCCGCAGUCUGAAGAUAUAGAUAUUUGUCCCAACGAUCCCAGCUAUACCAAAUUUAAGUGUCCCAUGGAAAUUGACUGCAAGGAGCGAUUGAAGAAAGAUACUAUCAGAUAUAACAACCAGCUGAUGAAUGAAAUCUCAAAUCUUAUUGAUUACCAAAAGAACGCUCUGGAAGCCGCAUAUUUCGUUAAGGUGAUGUCAUACACCACUCUGUGGCCACCUUAUCAUAGUAAUCUGGAAAUAGCCAACACAAGCCGCACAUUUUACCGACUGUCAAAAAAGGAACAGGCCCGAUACAACUAUAUUAUGUCCCAUAAUUUUUCCUAAAUACUGUUUAGAAGAUUAUUUCAUCAAAUGUAACAGUCUUGAGAAAUUCUUUGAAAAGAAUUUCGAUAUUUAUCGAUAAUAGCCUAAAUUAUUUACGACAAUAAUAUGCGUGGCCGAACUUCAAGAUAAAAUAAAUAACAAAUUUCACAGUGAAAGAUUUGCAACUCGAGUCAUAUAUUGCAAUGCAAAAUGUCACAAAGUUCGCCAAGACUCCAAAGAAAACGGAAUAUUUUUGCAAUUUUAAUUUAUAGAAUAGUUGGUAGAUUGUUUUGCACACUCAAGAAGCGAGGAGCAGGCCAAAACAGAAACAUAAAUCGCGCGACAGAAAUAUUCCGAGUGUUCUUAGGUACAUUCGAUCUGCAUAAGCAGUUUCCGCUUCCCGGCGACUCAUUUACAUUGCAAGUGUUGGGCACUCGUUGUUGGAUGUUAUGGAAGCCAGGAGGAGUAACUUUUUGGACGGCGAUUCUCAGUUUUGAGCUCCAGGGUUGAGGUCCAGGUCCGCAUUCGCAUCCCUAUCCGGAUCUCCCGUGUCCGAGGCUUCAUCAACGCAGCCGCACUGUGGUCGGUCUGUCAUUUACAUUAAAUAUUAACCCAAAAUGCUGAUAACCCGCACACAUUACAAAACGUGCCGAAAAGGGAAGCGGAACUAACGGAAGUGGCUCCGAAAAAGUACAAAAUAAAUUCUUUUUUGCCAGAGUUCUUUUUUUGAAAAGCGCUGGGAGAGGAGCGAAGAAAGCCCGAAAAUUUUCACUUCACUGAAUUAUUCAUGAAUGCAAUUUUUAGCCACAAAUAAAAAAUAAGCAAACUCAGACGGCUUCCUGGGGGCGUGGCAGCGCUGAACUGCAGCUGCGCCCUGUUGUGCUGCUAUCUACUCAGACGUCGUUGCAAUAUUUAGUGUAAAUUAAAAAAAAUAUAACAAAAGAUUAAGUAGUUGCGUCUGAACUUUCGCGUGAAUUAUGAAUGCUGGUGUCGCGCAUAUUUUCCAGCUGUGUCGUGUUUAAUUUUGUGGAAAAAUUACAAAAUUACAUUUUUCUAGAACUAUCUAA